This is a messenger RNA of Spea bombifrons (plains spadefoot toad), 2619 nucleotides long. RefSeq names its product fucosyltransferase 4 (gene FUT4). Gene Ontology annotation, cellular component: membrane. Bases 514 to 1569 code for a protein of 351 amino acids. The transcript is spliced from 2 exons. Gene Ontology annotation, molecular function: alpha-(1->3)-fucosyltransferase activity. Lineage: Eukaryota; Metazoa; Chordata; Amphibia; Anura; Pelobatidae. The record is from RefSeq and is a predicted model, not a curated record.
UAGCAGGGCUGCCUCUCUUCCCUCCCGGGCGAUCCCAACUUCACUUAAACACAGGCAAAGGCUGUGCGCGGUCACACGAAUUCAACGGGGGUCCACCGGGUCUGCUGAAAGAGAGGGCUGCCUGCGCUUCAAAGUCGUGUUUGUAGUCACGGGGGCUCUGAUGCCUGUUGUGGGCUCCUGAAUUUUGAAUAACGUCAGGAUGAGCUGCACCGAGGCACGUUCCCAGCGAGGAAGCCGUCUGUUCUCGAUGCGUUCAGCUGCUGCCAAUUUGCCGGCAUUCAGAGGAAAGGACGAGCGCGUCCACUGAGUCAUUCCUUCUGUGUCGCGGAGCGAGGGACAGAGCUUUCGAGAUUUAUCUGCUGAACUUUCGCACCUAUGAUGAAUGCUGAAAUCGGGGCUCGUUCGGGAUCCGCACGCUUAUCGCUUUCGAUGUGCUGGAAAACUGACGCGUAUCAGUGAAAGAGCCUUAAGCGAGUGAGGGUGAGAGAGGAAAGUUUGCUGUCGCUGGAAAAGAUGUGCAGUUGGAGACCUUGCAGGAGAAGCCGGUGGCGGGCGCUGAGGUCUCGGUGGCUGGCAGCCAGCCUGACCUGUACGUUGUUAGUUGUGUACGUGUGCACCCAGGACCUGUUACAUAGUGUCAUACGUUUCCCAAUAUUAUGGGGGAGCUCAAACCCACCGAAACAAGUGACCGUCCUCAUCUGGUACGAACCCUUCGGCAAAAGACGCCGCCUCGGGGACUGCCACCUCCUAUUUAACAUCACCGGGUGCAAUCUUACCACAAACAGGAGCCUCCACCAGGAGGCCGAUGCCAUCUUGUUCCACCACAGGGAUAUCGGCGAUUUCAGUGACUUCCCCAUGAUAAGACCAAGUUCUCAAAAAUGGAUUUGGAUGAAUUUCGAAUCCCCGUCCCAUUCCCCGUGGCUGUCAAGCUUAGGGGGCAUAUUCAACUGGACCAUGUCGUACAGGGUGGAUUCUGAUAUUUUUAUGCCGUACGGCUAUUUGUUCUCCAGGAAGAAACCUAAAGUUAUUCUCCCGAGGAAAAAAAAGCUGGUGGCGUGGGUGAUAAGCAACUGGAGCGAGGAUCACGAGAGGGUCCAGUACUAUAACCAGUUGAGGGAGUACGUCGAGAUCGACAUAUACGGACGAUACGGGAUGGAUUUAAAAGACGAUAAUAUUGUCAAGACGGUCUCUGAAUAUAAAUUUUACCUUGCCUUUGAGAAUUCACUGCACACGGAUUAUAUUACCGAAAAACUAUGGAGAAACGCCUUCAAGGCUGGCGCGGUCCCCAUCGUCAUGGGUCCGAGCCGAUACAACUACGAGAUGUUCAUACCUCGCAACUCGUUCAUCCACGUGGAUGAUUUUUCCAGCCCGAGGAAAUUGGCCGUGUACUUGAAGUUUCUCGACAAGAACAUGCACCGCUACAGAAGGUACUUCACCUGGAAGAAGCAAUACGACGUCCACGUGCCGUCCUUUUGGGACGAGCACUACUGCACCGCCUGUGAAACCGCGAAGACGGCUGGGAAUCGGUUUCGGACGGUAUCGGAUCUCGCAGGCUGGUUUGAGAGCUGACGGCGUUAAUCGGGUUACGACUGGAAGAACUCCUGAGUUAUUCCAGAAAGUAUGAAAUCUUUUCGGCAGCUUUGAGAGGCGACGCGCAGCUCGGGGAUUAAUAUAAAGCGGCCCGGUGUCGUCGGUUUAAUCGGAUUCCCCUGGCGGAUCUGUAGACAUGGCGUUAUUUAACCCCGUUCGCAGUGGGCUAGCCAUUAUUAUUUAAAGAAAUGAACUCUGAUCCCGUUGCUCUUAUGAUUUCAUAUCAAGUCGUGAGUAAGCAGGUUUGUGUUUGGAAACCGGGUUGGGUGCGUGGAUAGCUGAUAAGUAAUACAUGCGUCCUGUCCUGGGAGAGGGCAUUGAGCGUGUUGUGCAUAGUACGGUUCCAUUGGAUGUGGCAUUAACUUCAAUGAUAUGCAAGAUACCGGUAAUUUGUUAUGAGGGCUGAGUUUUGGGACAAGUCAGUGGGAUCCGUGCUCCCGAUUUCAUUCUCAGAUGUAUAGGACGCCGGAUAAUGCAUUCUGCGCAUGCACAGCAGUGCUGCCGGUUUGAGUGACACCCUGCCAACCGGUUGACGGGGUGGGUGGUAUGGCACCAGGUACACCUAAGAUAAGCACGAGCCAUUUUGUCGGGACACGCGCGCUUUACAUGUGCUGGGCAGCAACAUGUCAAAUUUUAUAUGUGCCCCCGGGAAAAAAAGCGACCCUGGAUAUAGACCUUGUUACCUGGGAGUGCGCGGCACCCAAAGAGUUAACGAGAUGCUCCUGUGGUUGGGAAUAUUCUGCCGCUUUUCGGGAGUUACGUUACGAGAUAAGCACUGUUUGAUGUUUUCUAUAUAUAUGUACCAAUAAUUCUAUUUAAGGGAAAGGCUUGGGCUUUUACGAAGUACUUUUUGUUGAAUUGAAGCCGUUUAUUAGUAUUUGUCGCGGGGUGUGGAAUUUUGCUAUCUGUAAAUGAUACCGCGGUAUUUGCACAAAGCCGGACGGGUCGGGAAUAGCCGGCUAGGUACGAGUCGCAUGCACUUGGCGUGUAAACGAGCGAAUAUAUUGCUGCUAAUUUAAAAAGAAACAA